GCAGCCGAAUAGCGAAAUAAACAAUUAAUACACCAUUCAUCGAUUUGCAACCGACACCAAUUGUUGUAAGUGCGCUGCAACGAUUCAACCAUUGCAACCAAAAAUAAAAUACAAGAAACACUUAUGCACUUGUGCUCAGUUUGCUACGCUCGCUGAGUUUUAUGCUAAAAGAGCGCACCAAAAUAGCGUGAAAUCGUUGUGAAUAAAAUCGCAAAAAACCAUUUCUCCACCAGUCGCUGCUGCCGGUAGUGUCAACGGUAUUCGUUGUUAUUGCUGCUACACACGAGUGUCAAACAGAAGUGACGAGUUCGAAUACUCAUUUUAUUUAGUCAACGAUUUUUCACAAUUUAGUGGUGUAUAUUAGGCCCAGCCGCCUGAUACAUCGCUCAGUCAAUUCCGCAAAGUCCAACGGGUAACAACGAAGUGUACGCCAACAACUGCUCACUUGCCAAACUGUGGCCACCGCUGUCUUCGCUUUCGCUUAAAUGAACAGGCAACGCGUCGCUGAAACGUAGGAAAAAGAAAAUCACAUAAAAACACUGCCAAUGUUAGCAAGUAGCGGGUGUACAAUAUAAAAUAUUUAUACAUUUUCACAAAAUUCUAUACAAAGUAGUAAUACAAAUACGACAGCCAGUCAUUACAAAUACAAGGACAUUAUACAAUUUUUGAAGUGCGCAGUGCUAUUUAUGAAAGUUAUUUAAUUUUAAAAAUUAAAAAAAAAUAUAUAUUAACAAUAUUGUAAAGCGCCAGCAUUUUUGCGCAUUAAACGUGCCGUUGUGAAGGUAGUCACUGCCAAAGCAAAUAUAAUAAAUUUAAGCAAAAUUCAUUUUACGUGCAAAACCAAAUCCAAAGUCAAAUAUAAACACGUGAAAACUUAAGCCCACAAGCAGGUAUUACAAAUUAUAACGGCGUACUUAUGUGAUAACAUUUUUUAGGAUUACAAAAGUAAACAGUGCUUUUUAUUGAAGCUGUUAAUUAAUAAAGCCAGUGGAGCCUAUCAACCUCGCGCAUGCAGACAUUGCGAAUAAUUAUAAAUUAUAUAUAAUUUUAAAUCCAGUUGUGUGAAACAGUUAAAUAAAAGCGCUUUAAGGUCAUUAGUUACCCCAGUCCAGUUAUAUAAAAGUGUUAAGCAAGGCAGCGUACUCACCAAAGACUCGUACAAUAUGGAGAUGCGUUCGAAACUGGGCAGCUUUGAGCUGAAAGAUUGCAGUGCCGAAAGCGCCGCUGAGCGUUUACUUUCAAUUAUACAUACAGAGCCCGUUAAGGUAAAUCGUAAACAUGGGGCCAUUUCAUUUUCAGAAGCUUUAUCACUUACCGGUUUCGGUAAAUUCAAUUACUUCCUCAUCUUCACCUCUGGCAUGGUUUUGGCCAAUGUGUUAUUGGAGACGGCAGCUAUGGGUUUUAUUUUGCCAAUUGCACAAUGUGACUUAAAUCUAACCAAUCAGGAUAAGGGCGUCUUGAGUGCCAUUAGUUUCGCUGGUAUCAUAACAAGUUCGCAUCUGUGGGGCUUUUUGGCCGACACAAAGGGACGCAGACGCGUUAUUAGGCCGACAUUGUUGGCUGGCUUUAUUGUCACACUAUUCUCGAGUUUUUCGCACACAUUUUGGGUGAUGGUGUUGCUGCGGUUCAUCAAUGGUUUUUUCGUUUCUGGCGGUUCGGCUACAAUUUAUGCCUACCUCGGCGAGUUCCACACAGAUAAGACACGCUCGCGCGCGAUGAUGGGCUCCUCAUUUAUCUUUGCGAUCGGCGCGAUGAUCUUGCCAAUGAUUGCCUUCCUUGUCAUCAAUCAAGACUGGGUCUUGCCCUUGCCUUUCUUGGGCAUUGAUUAUAAGCCUUGGCGUUUCUUUUUAAUCGUUUGCGGCAUACCCGGCAUGCUUUGUGGUCUAUGCAUGUUCGCUUUGCCCGAAAGUCCGAAAUUCCUCUUGGCCCACGGCAGAGAGGCGAAAGCCAUUGAGGUCUUGCAAAAGAUGCAACGUUGGAACGGUGGCACUCAGGAUCUAAAAUUAAAACACAUCCUACCGGAGGAGGAGACACCCGGCUCUAUGAUGCAGCUGAACAAUCAAUCGGCUUCGAAGGAGAAUUUUGCCACCGCCUUUCUGAAGAGCAUGUGGAACCAAACGGUGCCAUUAUUCCACAAACAAUACAUACGCAUCACAUUGAUCGUUUGCAAUAUGCAAUUCUGGUUGUAUGUGGUGACCAACGGCAUGUACAUGUGGUUCCCGCACAUCAUCAACUCCAUGGUCGAGUUCAUGAACGGCCAUCCAGGCGAACACAAACAGAUCUGUCAAAUUGUCUACGACAAACAUGAGAGCUUAUAUAAGUCUGAUGGUACAAUGGAAUGCGUUGCUAAAUUGGAGAACACAACAUAUUUUUACUCAUUAAUCAUGGAGAUCUUGUACGCUUCCUCGUUUGCCUUUAUUGGCUUGGUAAUCAACCGAGUCGGCAAGAUAACCAUACUUUUUGUUUCAACUAUUUUCUUCACCUCUUGUGGCCUUGCUGCAGUGUUUGUGGUCGAUCCAUCGAUUGCGGCGUAUCUGUAUGUGCUCUUCUUUUUGGUAGGCGUGGCAAUAAAUGUUUUGGGCGCUGCCACAGUUGAGCUUUAUCCCACACAAAUGCGUGCCAUGGCGAUAUGCGUCUCGCUGAUGUUCGGUCGCUUGGGCAGUGUUGUGGGCGCUAAUAUUGUGGGUGCGAUACUGGCUAAAAACUGCGAACUGACUUUCUACACCGCUUGUAUUGCCUUGUACGUCUGCGCCUUCCUGGCUCUACUGAUACCGCGCAGAACUUUGGCGCCCCCCGCCAAGCCCGUUUUGGAUGAGGCAUAAAUGUGCGAAGGCAUGCGUCAAUUCUUAUUCUAAAUUGCGGCUUAAAUGCGGAUAGCAUACUUAACUUCGCAACUACUAUUAGGGAUGGAUGAAAUGCUGUUAUAAUAAAUUGUGAUUCUAUGUGUGCGUGAGUGUUUGUGUGAGUGAAUAUUUAAUUAGUAUUUUGUAUGAAAGUGUUUUUAUUUUAUUUGGUUUUUAAUUUUAUGGUGCUUAUUGAGAUGCGUGUGGAAUGUGUGUUUUUAGGUAAAAUAUAUUGAAUGAAACUACAAAUAAAGCAAAAAAUUUAAUAAACUAAAA
Bactrocera tryoni is the source of this 3119-nucleotide messenger RNA. RefSeq names its product synaptic vesicle glycoprotein 2A-like. Gene Ontology annotation, biological process: transmembrane transport. The record is from RefSeq and is a predicted model, not a curated record. The transcript has 8 exons. Gene Ontology annotation, cellular component: membrane. The coding region runs from base 1164 to 2822 and encodes 552 amino acids. Lineage: Eukaryota; Metazoa; Arthropoda; Insecta; Diptera; Tephritidae. Gene Ontology annotation, molecular function: transmembrane transporter activity.